Molecule: messenger RNA, 1629 nt
Organism: Pseudoliparis swirei
Lineage: Eukaryota; Metazoa; Chordata; Actinopteri; Perciformes; Liparidae
Product: LIM and senescent cell antigen-like-containing domain protein 1
Exons: 11
Coding region: 199-1209 (336 amino acids)
Biological process (GO): positive regulation of integrin-mediated signaling pathway; cell-cell junction organization; positive regulation of substrate adhesion-dependent cell spreading
Cellular component (GO): cell-cell junction; cytoplasm; focal adhesion
Source: RefSeq, a predicted model, not a curated record
UGCGAGUGGACCAGGAGGGGCACCGCAGCGCAGGACGAGUCUGCUUUUCCUUCGAAAACUCUUGGCGAAAACAGCGAAAGAAACUGUCGCACCAACACACCUCGGUGGCAUUAGCUCCAUUCCCCACACGCCGUCUUGCUGAGAGGGGAUGCUCGGGGUGGCGGGAAUGACCGGCAGGCUGCACGUCAUCAUUCAGCUAUGUGUCAGUACCUCUCCUUUACCAAAUUAGGAGGUGUCUGCGGAGGGAGUAACGGUGUUACAUCGCCAAUGCCCUGGCCAGUGCCGCCUGUGAGCGCUGCAAGAGUGGCUUUGCUGCGACCGAGAAGAUCGUCAACAGCAAUGGAGAGCUGUACCACGAGCACUGCUUUGUGUGUGCCCAGUGUUUCCAGCAGUUCCCAGAGGGACUCUUUUAUGAGUUUGAAGGAAGAAAGUAUUGUGAACAUGACUUCCAGAUGCUCUUUGCCCCUUGCUGUUACCAGUGUGGCCAUGAACAAUAGUUGGCACCCUGACUGCUUCUGCUGUGACAUUUGCCAGACUGUGCUUGCAGAUGUGGGGUUUGUCAAAAAUGCUGGCAGGCACCUGUGUCGCCCUUGCCAUAACUGCGAGAAAGCUCGCGGCCUGGGCAAGUACAUCUGCCAGAAGUGUCACGCCAUCAUUGAAGAGCAACCCCUGAUAUUUAAGAAUGACCCCUAUCACCCAGACCACUUCAAUUGUAACAACUGUGGGAAGGAAUUGACAGCUGAGGCCAGGGAGCUGAAGGGAGAGCUCUUCUGUUUGCCCUGCCAUGAUAAGAUGGGCGUGCCGAUCUGUGGCGCCUGUAGGAGACCCAUCGAGGGGCGCGUGGUCAAUGCCAUGGGCAAGCAGUGGCACGUGGAGCAUUUUGUGUGUGCCAAGUGUGAGAAGCCGUUCCUCGGUCAUCGGCAUUAUGAGAGGAAAGGGUUGGCCUACUGCGAGACUCAUUAUAACCAGCUCUUUGGCGAUGUGUGCUAUCACUGCAACCGUGUGAUUGAAGGCGAUGUGGUGUCUGCUCUCAACAAGGCCUGGUGUGUCACUUGUUUCUCAUGCUCCACCUGCCAAGCCAAACUCACUCUCAAGAACAAGUUUGUUGAGUUUGACAUGAAGCCCGUUUGUAAAAAGUGCUAUGAAAGGUUUCCUCUGGAGCUGAAGAAAAGGCUCAAGAAGCUGGCGGAGUCCUUGGGACGCAAGUGAGCGGCUUUCCAUCCAAACCGACGUGGACGUGUUCCUGCUGUCUGCCCAGCAACACGGACCCAGAGUUGUACCGGUACAUGAGUAUUUGUACAUUUUAAAAUGAAUCACUGUGGCCUUGUCAUAAAGGUGUCUGUUAGGAGAUGAGUUUUGGUUUUCGUUCUACACACAAAUGUAAUUUUAUUUUUAUUUUGUAACAUUCCUAAAUUGGCCAGAUAAGUUGUUUGUCAUCAUAGAAGUGUUUGGUGUCCCAGUUUAUUUUAACUUUACCGUGAGCAUGAUUGCCAACAGCUGUCUAAAAGUUUCUUGAAUUUGAAGAUUGUCGUUUGAUAUUAUAUUGGAUAACAUGUGUGCCUUGAAUAUAUGAACUAUGUGUCUUACAAUGCAAAUAAUGGUUAAAAUGACUUCCAUGCAGUGAUGAUA